Ustilaginoidea virens is the source of this 417-nucleotide messenger RNA. RefSeq lists its product as uncharacterized. The record is from RefSeq and is a predicted model, not a curated record. The transcript has 3 exons. The coding region runs from base 1 to 417 and encodes 138 amino acids. NCBI's taxonomy places the organism in Eukaryota, Fungi, Ascomycota, Sordariomycetes, Hypocreales, Clavicipitaceae.
AUGGCAUGUAACCACAGCACACUCAUCACCAUCACCAUCACCAUCACCAUCACCGUCACCAUCACCGUCACCAUCGCCAUCGCCAAAAAAGGCCUCGCUUAUUCCUUCCCCCGGAGCCAGCCGGCCAGACGCCGAUACACUCCCAUCAUGAAGCCCGUCGUCAGUGCCAUGCACGCUUGGUCGUGCACCGUCAUCUCCGUCUUCGCCAUCGUGAUUCUCAGCGCACUAGCCGGGCUCUACCGAAGCGGACACGAAGAGUUUACCGGUGACGUCAACGGCCCCAGCCCCGAGGACGGCAAAGCCAUUGCUGGAACCAUCUGGACCGCCGUCGUCGUCUACGCGGCUUUUCUUUUCUUCUGCGGCUUCCAGGGCCUGCUUCACGUGCGAGAGAACCGAAGGGGCGCAAUCACCCUGUAG